Cuscuta campestris is the source of this 1507-nucleotide messenger RNA. NCBI's taxonomy places the organism in Eukaryota, Viridiplantae, Streptophyta, Magnoliopsida, Solanales, Convolvulaceae. The record is from the annotation of a GenBank genome assembly.
AUCGAAUGUUUAAAUCUAUUCCGGAGUAUUUGUGCAUUCAUUCAUUCAUUCUUGUUCCCUUGUAGUGUGUGUGUUUUGAUUGAUACAUAGAGAGACAGAAAACGGCGAGAGAUUUGCGAGAGAGAUGAUGAGAUGGAGGCGAUUGAGCUGAGGGAGGAGGAGGGAGAUGGCAAGAGGAGAGUGGGGUGUUGUUAGAGGGAGAUGGAAGUGUUCUUACAAGAGAACAACAAUCAUCCUCUGCUCAAUCAACCUCGCUGUUGCUCUCUAUGUUCUUCACUCUCUCUUCAAUUCUCUCUACAUCUACCCCUACAAUGAUUCCCAAACUUCUUUUAGUUAUAGCCCAGAUCAGAUUAGGAAAAUGGAAGAAUCUACUCGAAUAAGAAAGGCAUCAGAACCCACAGAGCUUAUUAAAUUGGUAAGCCAUUUAAAGAAGGAAUUUUUAACAGAAGAAAAGGUCGUGGAAGUUCCCAAACCCUUGAAACUAAAGAUAACAGAUGAGAUACUAUCAAUUUUAAGAGGGUUGAAUGACAUUACGAAUGCAACUUUGCAGAGAGAGGCUGUUGAAAGUUGGCGCACGGCAAAGCUCAAAGAAGCCAAUGAAGUCAUUCUUGGGAAAGCAUCAACCACAAACCUUGUGCCAGAAGAAGCGAGUGUGCUUGCAAGAGCUUUGCAUGUCAAUUGGGAUGAGCUAUUAGAGGAAAUCGGUCUUUGGAUCCCUGUUGAGGUCAUUAAUAAGGAACACGAUGACAAGCCCGAAGGAGAGGAAUUUGAAAAUGAAAUUAUAGCUGGCAAACGGCUUCCUCCUGAAUGCCAUGCUGAACUUCACACAGACUAUGGUGGUGAUGCUGUCAGAUGGGGUCUUACCCACCACAAAGAAUCUGCUUACGAUUGUUGUAUGGCUUGUUUGGAUCAGGCCAAACAUGCCAAACCGGGUGACAAGAUAUGCAACAUAUGGGUUUAUUGCCCAUCCGAAACCGGUUGCUACUCCCCUGAUAUUUAUGAACACAAACAUCAAGAGUGCUGGUUGAAAUAUUCUGAGAAACCAAGGUUGAGCUUUAAGGACCGUUAUUCUGAGUCCUACAGAAAUGCCCAUCCAAAAGCUCCACUAAUUGUUCCGUGGAUGUCGGGAGUGGUAAGUGUAGUUUGAGGAAGUUGCCAUUGCAAGGGAACUUACAUAUCCUUCACCCAGGGGUAAAAGCAUAUCAUCAAGAUGUGAAGAUGUUGUAAAAUGCCAUUCAUCUGAAAGGCAAACUAACUAAAGAGGAUUUUGCAUCUGCAGCUGACAUCCCAAAUUCCCAAUCCAAUGUAUUGCUUCAUCAAUCUUUAUUUUUUUAGAUGGUGUGGGUGAGGGUGGUUUAUUGGAUUGGGUUACAAGUCUUCUUGCUACUCAUUAUAUAUGUGGGAUUGCUUUUGAUUCAAACCAAGUGUAUUUGUUGGUUUUGGAAUUCAUACGUUUGUUACACGGAAUUGGAAUUGAAUUGGAUGAAAUUCUGAUGAUGUCCUUUUG